CGCCCGCCCACUCGUCGUCCCCCUCCUUUCACGAGCCCUCGUCCUCUCCUUUCCGUCCAGGCCACCCAGGCCACCACUGUCCUUUCUCCGGCACCUGUUAACAGCAGUCUCUCGUAGGGCCAAGUCAUGGGUAGAACUACUUUUCGUAUCGGGCAUGCCGCGGCUGUCAAGAACAACCGUAAAAAUGCGGUAAGACGAGCCUCCUGCUCGGGCAACUUCAUCAGUUCCCCGUCCGCCGGCCAGCAGGUCGAUGUUAGCAGCGAAGUCAUGUUCGCUUGGGACAAUACUUGCUUGAACAUAACUGCUGCCGACAUCUAUCUUUACGCGCCCUAUCAAACGCAAUCCAUCCUUCAAAUGUUCCAAGAUGUCGACUUCACAGAGGGUAGCUACAACGCGACAUUGAAGCCGAAAUGGUGGAACUCGACUUCUACUGUUCAAUUACAACUUACCAUUGUACAGACUGGCAUGCCAGUCAUGUAUGCUGAACUUCCGCCGGGUCCGAUCUGGAUUGCCAAGUACGAUGCUUCAGCAAAAGGCACAUCUGCCUCAGAUAUCGGAACAACGUCUUCUGGUGAUGGAAAUGUCACCAAAGUAAAUAAUUUGGAGUCAGCGAAAAGCGGCGGUGUUUCGAAGGGCGGCAUCGCAGCUGCCGUACUUGUCCCGCUUAUCGUUAUCGGCCUUGCGAUCCUCGCUUACAUCAAGAUUUCCCGCCAACGUGGAAAGGAACGCCGCAAGAGAUGGAGCGAAGCCGUCGAUCAGCGCAUGUCUGUCAUUUCUGGAGACUGGAGAAGCAUGAGUGUGAAGGGCGCAGAAGCUGCCGUCCGCGCGAGCGUGAUCGAUCCAAACAGAAGUUCUAUCUGGUCCGGUUCUGGCAACGCUGGUGUCGGUACUCCUCGCCCUUCCAGCACUUACGCUGUCGAAGGUGCAUCUGCUGAUGGAAAUAUCGCUCAACCCGAAAUGGCACAAAUCCGUCGUCCCGGUGUCGGUCCCCGAGGUCCAGUCGCUUCUACCGCGGGCAGUGUCGGACGUGCUUCACGUGUUUCGUUCGCUGCUGAUACGCGCUUCUCUCGGACUUCUACCGGGGAUGGACUUGGAUCUCGCGCCCGCCCUUCUGGCGAAUCUCGUCGUACAGGCGUCCCCUCUCGUGCCUUCCAUUCAGCUUAUAUCCCACCGGUUCCCUCACGCCUGUCAGAGUAUGUCCCGGACGUUAUUGAUACGAACAACGGCUCGGACAGUGAAGAUACCAGCGGCGGUAUGAUGAGCCCCACUCAGCGUAGCGGACCCUUGGACCUUAGUGCCGAAGAGAUCCAGGCACGCAUGAAUGGAGGUCAGACAAAUGAAUCACGUCCCUCGUUCGACGCUAUGAUGCCCGCUCUCAGUAUGAUGCGAACUAAUAACAGUUCUCAAACGGAUCUCCUCCUGGAACGCCAUUCUGGCGAUAUCCCUCCCGUCCCACCUCUCCGCGUUAACACUGCUUCGCCGACUGUUCCACCACCGGCUGCAGCGGCGAAAUCACCUGUUAUGGACGCAAUGCCGCUUUCUGCUGUGUCGAGUGUCAUGUCUCCUGAUGAGAUGUUACGUGCUUACGCAGAGCGGAGGAGGACUGGAGCGAGCUUAGGUGGGAUCUCUUCUCCACCUGGAUCUCCUGCGCCAGUGACAGGAAUCGCGUUCCCAAUGCCUGUUGUCACUACUAAUACGGGUGUUACGGUGACGAGUCCUCCGUCGACGAUGAGAACGCUUUACUCUCCCGGUCCCGUAGCCUCCUUUGGUGCUGCAGCUACGUCUGUUUCUGCUUCGGAGACGAGUACUGUUCUGAAUGAUAGUGCGACGAACCCGUUUAGGAAGAGUAUGGCGCAGCGAAGUGCGGAUUCGCAGUAUACGGAUGAGGAUGCGUAUUUCGGUUCUUCGGCACAUUAACUAGGAUGAGGUAUCGGCACCGACAAACAUUGACAUCGAUAUACAAUGGGAUAUCUAAUAUCUAUAUCUGAUAUCCUCCCCCCACCGCGCCUUCCCAACUUCCCUUUGUGGAUAACACUCUCUACGACUUUGACUCUCUUUGAUGGUUCCGUUCUUUUGCUUGAUUUGAUAUUGAUACUAUAUGUAUAUUUAUGUGAAGAGGCACAUGCAGUAGCUGCCUUCUUGAGGUGGCUUCGACUGCGCCUCAGUCUACCCUAUUGGAUUAUUUUCCUCGAAUUUUUCUGUUCGUGGUGGCAUGUUUUCUUUUCUUCCUCCGAUAUGGCUUUGUGAUUUUAUCCUUUCCCCACGUUUUGGUUAAUUCCGAACCAUUAUUAUUAUCUGUUCGGCAGUUUGUUCUGCACUUGGUUGCUCAAGGAUGUACGGCCCCCCAGUGGCUCACCUCCUUGCUUCAUCUUCCAUACUCCGGUCUAUCAGUGUGACCACACUUUUUAUUCUUAAUUUUUCUUCGGUAUUCUGGUCGUCAUACAUGUUUGACCACUGAGUCUAAAGCUUGCUGCCUCGGUGCUCGUAGCUCUUGACCUUUUCUCUUCGUCUCUGGCAGGCACACAUGCAUAUGCAUGUGUCGUUUGUAUACCCUUAUUAGUGAGUUUUAUAGCGUAUUUGCUUGUGGUGG
This is a messenger RNA of Fomitiporia mediterranea MF3/22, 2590 nucleotides long. RefSeq lists its product as uncharacterized. The record is from RefSeq and is a predicted model, not a curated record. Lineage: Eukaryota; Fungi; Basidiomycota; Agaricomycetes; Hymenochaetales; Hymenochaetaceae. Bases 127 to 1917 code for a protein of 596 amino acids. The transcript has 3 exons.